AUGACGAUACAUGCAUCUAUCAUGCUGGAUACUCCUCACGCUAUGAUGGGGAUGGCUCCAUCUAUCACCACGGAUCCUCAAGCUAUGAUGGAUCUGGAAUACGUCCUGACGAUGAUGGGUCCAGAGAGUCGAGCUACGAUGAUGGGUCUUCCUCAUCGAGCGAUCACGAAUCUGGAUCUCAUUGUGACUAUGAUGGAUCACACUACGAUGAUGGGUCCGCGUCAUAUGAUGAAUCUGGGAUACAUUAUCACUAUAUAUCACUAUGAUGAUGGGCCACACUAUCACUAUGAUGGCUCCAGUUCCUACGAGGAUGAAUCUUCAGGAACUUCAUACGACCAUGGUGAUUCGGAUGGUUCGGAACGGGGCCAUCUAUCAGGACACUGCUGUUGGGCUGAUCCGUGGUGGGAACCUUGA
Molecule: messenger RNA, 414 nt
Organism: Cladocopium goreaui
Lineage: Eukaryota; Dinophyceae; Suessiales; Symbiodiniaceae
Source: the annotation of a GenBank genome assembly